Notolabrus celidotus (New Zealand spotty) is the source of this 807-nucleotide messenger RNA. RefSeq names its product moesin/ezrin/radixin homolog 1-like. The transcript is spliced from 2 exons. The record is from RefSeq and is a predicted model, not a curated record. The coding region runs from base 1 to 807 and encodes 268 amino acids. NCBI's taxonomy places the organism in Eukaryota, Metazoa, Chordata, Actinopteri, Labriformes, Labridae.
AUGUUUCAGGCUGACCCCACGAGCAGCAAAAAGGUCUUAGCAGAUCUCCAUGCAGAGGUGAACAAGAACAAACUACUGCAAGAAGAACUGGACAAGGUCUCAGCAAAUCUCCAGGCAGAGGGGAACAAGAACAAACUACUGCAAGAAGAACUGGACAAGGUCUCAGCAAAUCUCCAGGCAGAAAGGAACAAGAACGAACUACUGCAAGAAGAACUGGACAAGGUCGCAGCAAAUCUCCAGGCAGAGGGGAACAAGAACAAACUACUGCAAGAAGAACUGGACAAGGUCUCAGCAAAUCUCCAGGCAGAGGGGAACAAGAAUAAACUACUGCAAGAAGAACUGGACAAGGUCGCAGCAAAUCUCCAGGCAGAGAGGAACAAGAACAAACUACUGCAAGAAGAACUGGACAAGGUCUCAGCAAAUCUCCAGGCAGAGAGGAACAAGAACAAACUACUGCAAGAAGAACUGGACAAGGUCUCAGCAAAUCUCCAGGCAGAGGGGAACAAGAACAAACUACUGCAAGAAGAACUGGACAAGGUCUCAGCAAAUCUCCAGGCAGAGGGGAACAAGAACAAACUACUGCAAGAAGAACUGGACAAGGUCUCAGCAAAUCUCCAGGCAGAGAGGAACAAGAACAAACUACGGCAAGAAGAACUGGACAAGGUCUCAGCAAAUCUCCAGGCAGAGGGGAACAAGAACAAACUACUGCAAGAAGAACUGGACAAGGUCAAAGCUGCUCACCUUGCGCACACCCUCCAGCUCGUUAACCCUCCUCCCGCCACUCGCCAAAAUCACUCACUCAAAUAA